CGUGCAGGAAUUCAUGACGUUCACGAGCCAGCUGAUCGUGGAGCGCUCGGCGCUGGGAAGCAGAGCCUCCGUCAAGGAGCAGGAGUACCUGUGCCACGUGUACGUGCGGAGCGACGGGCUGGCCGGGGUGCUCAUCGCCGACACGGAGUAUCCGCCGCGCGUCUGCUUCACCUUGCUGGACAAGGUGCUGGACGAGUUCUCCAGGCAGGUCAGCAAAAUGGACUGGCCCUCGGGAUCGCCGGCGACCGUGGGCUACGCGGCCUUGGACGGCUACCUCAGCACAUACCAG
Messenger RNA from Tinamus guttatus (white-throated tinamou), 289 nucleotides. The record is from RefSeq and is a predicted model, not a curated record. NCBI's taxonomy places the organism in Eukaryota, Metazoa, Chordata, Aves, Tinamiformes, Tinamidae.